AUGAUAGUGACCGCGGCUAAUACGCGACUCAUCAGCCAAGCUGUUGAAGAAAUUAGAACUGCCACACGAUCUCUUCUUUCCAUCAAGUCUGUCGUCUCCUCUAGCCCACCAACAUCAAACAGCGAGUUAAAGGAUGAGAUCCUCGCAUGUGUGAGGGAGGAGAUUGCCAGUGUUAAAAACUUGUCUCAGCCAACAAGCCCUCUUACGCACAAGCAGCAGCAUCGAAUCACGGGCCUCCUGCACCUGCUGGGCCAACCGUCCUCCGCAGCUCCUCACCAGCGACUAAACCGGCAAUCAUAG
Molecule: messenger RNA, 300 nt
Organism: Parnassius apollo (apollo)
Lineage: Eukaryota; Metazoa; Arthropoda; Insecta; Lepidoptera; Papilionidae
Source: the annotation of a GenBank genome assembly